Messenger RNA from Colletotrichum karsti, 1173 nucleotides. RefSeq lists its product as uncharacterized. The transcript is spliced from 3 exons. The coding region runs from base 1 to 1173 and encodes 390 amino acids. NCBI's taxonomy places the organism in Eukaryota, Fungi, Ascomycota, Sordariomycetes, Glomerellales, Glomerellaceae. The record is from RefSeq and is a predicted model, not a curated record.
AUGAUGAAGUUGACUCCGAUCAAAGUCAGAGGCAAACGAGGCAAGGCCGCGUCGUCCUCCUCAACACCGAAACCAGCAACCCAGAAAGGAAAGUCACGGCUCGCGACACGGCUCAUCGCCAAACGCACAUCCCUGGUCGAGAGCUCGUUCCCGAUCGAAAUCCUUGAACGCAUAUUCCUCUUCAGCGAGAACCUCAACUUUGCCCGUGCCAGUCCCGCCCUCGGGCGAGCCCUCUCGGGUCGAUCGACUCUUAUUAAUCUCAUAAUUAAUGCUUUUCAUCCCACGUGGGACUGCUGGUUUGGCGUCGACAGACACACGAUCAAGACGGUCUUGAAGCGCGGCGCGACCAGUCCGUCGACGUCUCUCAGGAGUUAUGACAAGUUCCCCGAGCUCUUCCCUGGAGAUCCCGAAUUUCAAUCUUCUGUUUUGGCCAGCUCGUGGAUCAGCGUAGACCUCAUCUUCGAAGCCCGCAAGGUCUGGGCUUGGCGCUUCGCGCGCGACAGGUGGUACUCUCAUUCACAUGUAGGCCCCAAGGAUGUGGACUCAGAUCAGAGCACCGUCCUGAACACACCUCACGAUCGAGGAGGUGGAUUCGGCCAUUUUGACUCGAGGGACUGUUUUGAGUAUGACUGGCUUCUGUACGGCCUCGACGGCGCGAAACCGACCGUCGACUUUUACGUCGAUGUCCACCCCAAAACUACCAUCCCGGACGACCUUGUCACCGGGCCGUGGACAACUGAGCAGCAGAGAUUACUUUUCUGGUUGAGGAGAGGCGGUGCGCGAAUUCAACCCGAAUCGCAAACGUGGGAGACUCUUCGGAUGGGCUUGCAGAAUGCCGUUACCCACCGAAAUCCGGGAAACCUGGACGGCCGUCUCAUCCAGAUGCUCCUCCUCUUGGACGACUUCUUCCCCACGCACGCCCUCGACGAGAACCAGUCCCUGUGGCCUCUCGACGUCCUGGAAGAAGAGCACGACAAGGUGGAAAGGCUCGUCAGCGCCAGGGAGCGCAGCAAAGCCGGGCCGCUGUACGAGCUCACCGAGCUCGAAAGACGCAUGUUCGACUACCACCGCCGCGAAGUCGACCUCCUGACGUCGCGGUUAAGUCGCUACGACCGCGUGGCACCUCACUCUAUGGUGGCCGUGGGACUCGUCCCUCCGCCGAGAAAUCAUUAA